ACGCCGAUACUGUUUUGCGGAUAGAUAGCCCGCCGGCGCGCGGUAUGCAGUGUGGGAUAGGUUGGUAUUGUACCUAUGUAAAGUACUAACAUCAAGAGAGGUAACGUACGCAGUACGCACGAUACACCUAUGUCAAAAAAAGCCCGAAAAGAAGUGAUGGCUUUGUUUUGUUAGAUGAUACAGUAUUGGAAGUAGACUGAAGAUGAUGGCUUCCGGAAUGGCCGAUGGUGCGAUACUACCCUUGCUAUUGCUGUGCAACCGUUCUGCUUUGGCAACCAUCCCAUCAAAAACAGCAGCAAACCACAAUUUCGAGACUAGGUAGCACUCAUCCCUAUCCCAAGAUGAUUUGGGCAAUAGUCUGUCUCUUACUGACGUUGUCAACACUGGCGGCCGAGGUGUGCUCGUUAAGUGCAUCCAGCUACUUUGGUACGAGAAUGUCGGGUUCCUGGACGCAUCGCCACCGCCGUCAAGGUUUGGCCUUCUCUCCGGCGUCACCAAUCCACUACGGACGCAGAGAUGCCAGCGAUUCAACCAGAAGUGUUCUGUACAUGGGAAUGAAGGUCAACAUACGAAUCGUUGGCCGGAAGACGAGCGAGCCGUGGCUAGAGGAGGGGGUCGAAAUGUACGAAAAGCGCCUCCGUCCAUCGAACGUAGAAGUCGAGACCACUUGGCACAAAGACAAUGCUGCUUUGAUAAAGGGUGUUGACGCGGACCGAAGCAAGAACCACAAGGUGAUUCUUCUAGAUCCAACGGGAACCCAACCCACGAGCGAGAAAUUUUCGGAAAAGGUCUACCAAUGGUUGGACGAGGGGGGCAGUCGCCUCUCGUUCAUUAUUGGUGGCGCGGAGGGGCUCCCGGCGGAAUUAAAAUACCCGUCGUAUUCUUCUGGUAAAAAGUCAAAGGACCAGGCACCGAUGCUAAUCAGUCUGAGCGCGAUGACGUUCACUCAUCAAUUUGCGAGACUUCUCUUGAUCGAACAAAUUUACAGAGCGACAGAAAUACAGAAGGGCUCUGGUUAUCACAAAUAAAAACGCUCCUUGGGAACAUGCUGCUCCGAAUAAGUCCUUUAGCAAGGA
Pseudo-nitzschia multistriata is the source of this 1076-nucleotide messenger RNA. NCBI's taxonomy places the organism in Eukaryota, Bacillariophyta, Bacillariophyceae, Bacillariales, Bacillariaceae. The record is from the annotation of a GenBank genome assembly.